UUUAUCUCUUAUGAAUGAAAGCGAUCAAAUAUGAUCGGAUUUUUUAAGAAACCAUAUUGCAUCCAUGUAUUUUUUUAUUUUCUUUUGAGACGCGAAUUCGGAUACAAAUAUAUGUGGAAUGCUAACUUUUGCCAUCUAUUUGUGCGUCUUAUUAAAUUCGGUGUUGGAUUUGAUCGAAAUUUAUCUUUAACCACUCUCACCCCUAUCAAGGGGUAAAAUGAAAUUUUAGACACAAUUUAUUAAUUUUGAAUUGGUUUUUAUUUAGGGGCAUUCAAAAAUAUUUCUAGCAUUUAUGGGGGUAUUCGUGGAAUUUUAAAUUUUGAAGGGGCAUAGAUGAAAUUAUAAUUUUUUUCAAAGGGCAUUUACGAAAUUAUCUCAAUUAUUAUUGUAUGCUAUAUUAGGGGACAUUUGGAUUGCGUUAUUUACAAUUUCUAGGUAUUAAAAGAUUAAAAUUGUAUAAUUUUUAUAUUUGGUUCGUACAGUCAUUUCAUCAAUGUUAAAAUUAUAAGAUUAGUGUGUUUGAUUUAAUAAUAAAAUUCCAGCAAAAUUCCUUCAAUCCUAAAACGGUGCUCACGUCGAUGCCUCCUCCGUGUCCGUCGUAAACAUGUUCGACAAAAUGCCCCAACCAAAUUCAACCUACAUGUUUACCACAACCACCUCACUCUACAGAGCACCUCACAGCACCAAGGCUCCACAGAUCUUUAAAACACAUUAACCCACCCCAAAGCCCAGAUUUUUUUUAAAAAAUUCCAUGAUAGCCCGAUUCAUGCGCAAUUCGCACAAUUCGGAAGCUCUAAAGCGGUUCAAGCAGUUUCAGAUUUGUAAAUUUGUCCCAGAUGAGUUUGUGCUCGCAAAAGCGCUUUCCAUCGCUGCCGACACUCAUGCAUUUGAUGAAGGAGCCCAAAUCCAUGCUUUUGUGGUUAAAAAGAAUCUACCGAUGGAUGUCGCCGCGAACAAUUCACUCCUCAAUUUGUACUUCAAAUGUGGUAAUGUAACCUAUGCAGAGAAGGUGUUUGAUGUAAUGCCUGUGAGAGAUGUGUAUUCGUGGACUGUGAUGGUUUCUGGGUAUUUAGUGAAUGGAGCAGUAGAGAAGGCUGCGGAGUUGUUCGACACAAUGCCGUGUAGAAACACGGUUUCUUGGAACGCGAUGAUCAACGGAUACCAGAAAGAAGGGUGUUAUGAGAUUGCGUUGGUGCUCUUUAACAAAAUGCGGGUGCAAGGCGAAGUUCCUAAUAAGUUUACGUUUCUCGCUGUUCUUAAGGCGUAUACUUGUCUUCAAUGGUUAGAGAAUGGUAAGGUAGUUCAUAGUUUGCUAGUGAAAUCGGGGUGGUUAGAGAACGCCCUUGUCGUGUGCACGUUGAUGGAUAUGUAUGCCAAAUGCGGUGGUCUUAUGGAUGUUCGUACGGUUUUUGAAGAGAUUAAAGAGCACAAUGUGGUCUCGUGGUCGAUAUUAAUGGCGGCUUAUGCUCAAAAUGGCAAUAUUUUGGAGGCUGAAUGGAUUUUUCACGGGAUGAUGGAAAGGAAUGUGAUUGCUUGGAAUGUCAUGAUUUCUUGUUAUGUGAACAAUGGUAUGGAAGAUAAAGCAUUAAAUCUCUUUAUCGAAAUGAUCAACGGCGAAAUAAGUCCAAAUUGCUUUACUUUUACGAGCCUCCUUAGUGGGUGUUCAAGCAAUCGAUACAUAAGAAUUGGUGCGACGAUUCAUGGGUCUGUGGUGAAGAAAGGGUUCGAUUCGGAAACUUCCAUUGGAAAUGCUUUGAUAACCAUGUAUGGUGAGCAAGGAAAUGAGAGAGACGCUCGUCUCGUGUUCGACACAAUGCUUUUGUAUGAUGUUGUUUCGUGGACAGCAAUGGUGGCUGCUUAUGUUUGCAAUAGCAAUGUCAACGAGGCUUGUGCUAUUUUCAUUAGGAUGAGAGAGAAAAACCUGAUAUCCUGGAAUACGCUGAUGUUCGGGUACCUUCAAAAUGAUAAAAACUCGGAAAAGAGCUUCAUAGAUGCAACAAACAAAAGAUCAGCGCUGACGAUAUAUUAUGAGAUGGAACAGUCAGAUAUUAAGCCCGACCACUUCUCGUACAACUGCGCUCUGAGUGCUUGUGCUACUGUCAGUGCUCUGGAACAGGCCAGGGCAAUUCACUGUAGAAGUACCAAAAGAGGGUUUGAUUCUGACGUGGGAGUAGGGAAUGCGCUAAUCUCCGUAUACGGAAAAUGUGGAUGUCUCGCUGAAGCAGAGAGGGCAUUUCAGAGUAUGAAGAACCACGAUAUGAUCUCGUGGAAUGCUCUACUAACGGGAUAUUCGCAAAAUGGAAGAGGAAAUGAAGUACUAGAUUUCUACAAUAAGAUGCACGAGUCGAGAGUGGAGCCAAACCAUGUAACUUUUAUAAACUUGUUAUCGGCUUGUAGUUACUUGGGCGAUGUUCAGAAAGGUAGGGAGUACUUUAAAUCGAUGAAGGAUUACGGUAUAAGUCCUACAAAGGAGCACUAUGCUUGCAUGGUGGAUCUUCUCGGACGAGCAGGGCUUCUGCGAGAAGCAGAAGCUGUAAUCAGAAGAAUGCCGGUGGAGCCAGAUAGUGCUAUAUGGGGAGCACUUCUUAGUGCCUGUAAAAUCCAUGGAGAUCCUGUGAUCGGUGAAAGAGCAGCUGAUGAGAUUUUUCAUUUGGAGCCGGAUAGUUCUGCCGCUUACAUUGCACUUGCUGAGACUUAUGCUAAAGCUGGAAUAUGGAAAGGUGUAGCCCAAGUGAGGACACUACUAAGAGAGAAGCAGCUUUUGAAAGAAGCUGGAUGCAGCUGGAUUGAGGUGAGGAACCAAAAGCACUUCUUUCUCGCGGGCGACACCGGUCACCUGUUAAAGGACUCUAUACAUGCAACACUCUGGAGCCUAUACAAAAACAUGUUCGAAAGAAUAAGUAUACAAGAUGCUCGCCCCCCUUGAAAUUUUCGAGGACAUUUGAUCUAAU
This is a messenger RNA of Ananas comosus (pineapple), 2951 nucleotides long. Its product is annotated as pentatricopeptide repeat-containing protein At2g13600-like. The record is from RefSeq and is a predicted model, not a curated record. The transcript has a single exon. Gene Ontology annotation, biological process: RNA modification. Bases 752 to 2926 code for a protein of 724 amino acids. Gene Ontology annotation, molecular function: protein binding; RNA binding. NCBI's taxonomy places the organism in Eukaryota, Viridiplantae, Streptophyta, Magnoliopsida, Poales, Bromeliaceae.